AUGUCGACUCCCCACACCCUUCGUCAACCAGUCUACCGCCGUCCGUCCUGGGCCCAGCGCGACAAAUCCUACGAGCACUACAUGCGGAAGGACCUCGCCAUUGACCGCAGCCCCGGCCACGAUUUCGGAAUGGAGAACUUCAGCUACGAUGAGGCACAUCUGUCCAAGUGGCAGAUGCCAAAGGACCUCCAAGACAGCCUCCCCUCCGAGCUACGCGACACUGCUACCGACUGGCAGUACGCCGGCGCUGCUCUCUGCACCUCGCUUGACCGUCUUGCCAAGCUCGACCAUGAGAGCUUGCAUCGUGCCUAUCCAGAGAAGUCGCUUUCCCAUCUGUCUCGCGUCAAUAGCAUGACCACUGCCGCUAGUGGUGCCGGUAUGGACACGCCACCGCUUAGUUCGUCGGUGUCUCCAACUCACAUGGCUCUGAAGUCGAGCCUUUUGCCACUCGAGAAGCUGUCGCAGCUGAACGACUCCGUGACUCCUCGCCAAAUCCUGGGCAUGGAGACACCGCCGUUCACACCUGUUGACUCCCAAGUCUGUCCGACGCCAGAGUUUCAAGGCGACACUCCUGCGGUGACUUCGCCGAUGCCGGAUGUUCACCAGCUGUCACGUCACCUGUCUAGGGAGGCUCGGACUGACUCUGUGACUGGUGCUUACAUGAAGGAAGCAGCAGUCCCUCAGUCCGGCAAGUCGCAGGUCACAGGAUCCUUCUCAUCAAUCAUGUCCGACACUUCAAGUACUCGUUCUGGUCCAGCAUUCGACGAGGCCGCUUGGGAGACCUUUCUCAACGCUUACAAAGCAGAGUUGCAGGACACUCGCAGCAACGCUUGGGUCCGCCUGAAGGGUUGUGGAUACACAGUCGACAAACUCAGAGUUGAGAAGGGGUCCGAGAGCGAGUGGCAUGCUGUCGUCGAGAAAUUCAACGGGUGGUGGUCGAGCAUGAAGCCACAGCUUGCUGCAUACGAGGAGAAAGUCAAGCAGCUCGAAGCCCCAACCAUCGAGCUCGUCCGGAUGGAGAGAUUGGCGAAGGGCCUCUCUGUUUGA
This is a messenger RNA of Pseudocercospora fijiensis CIRAD86, 1047 nucleotides long. RefSeq lists its product as uncharacterized. NCBI's taxonomy places the organism in Eukaryota, Fungi, Ascomycota, Dothideomycetes, Mycosphaerellales, Mycosphaerellaceae. The transcript has a single exon. The record is from RefSeq and is a predicted model, not a curated record. The coding region runs from base 1 to 1047 and encodes 348 amino acids.